Messenger RNA from Dicentrarchus labrax (European seabass), 9748 nucleotides. RefSeq names its product Rho GTPase activating protein 5 (gene arhgap5). The transcript has 8 exons. Gene Ontology annotation, biological process: signal transduction. Gene Ontology annotation, molecular function: GTP binding; GTPase activity. NCBI's taxonomy places the organism in Eukaryota, Metazoa, Chordata, Actinopteri, Moronidae. The record is from RefSeq and is a predicted model, not a curated record. Bases 464 to 4984 code for a protein of 1506 amino acids.
GCAGAGAGAGGGGAGAGAGAGAGGGGAGAGAGAGAGGAGCAGGUUUCGGCUUACAGCGCAUACCACACCAACAGCACCAAAAUACCCUAAAACACAGAGCUCACUGGGGGACUACACACCGGGACUACACACCGGGACUACACCUUCAACUGGACCCAACUCCGGACCCGGUUCUGGGGCCCGUCAUGGAGCCGGACUGCGGACUGUAGAGAGCAGUAAUGUGGAUCUGGGAGCGACCAUGUUAUUAGGCAGGUGAUAAAAGGAGAAGCCGGCUGUUCUAUCCCAGCUUAAAGAAGACCCAGGAUAGAAAGUGAGAGAGAUAAACAGAGUCGGCAGGGGAUUCACCACUACCGAGGGAAAAUCAGAAUGAAAGUGCCUCUGUACCACUGACAAGCAAAACUGGAAUGAUAUCUUGACCCUUUUUCCUGGAAGUGACCAAGUUAACGAUGAGUGGGGGGAUAUAAUGGCCAAGAACAAGGAUGCGCGCCCCCCGACAUUCGCCGUCAGCGUGGUUGGCCUUUCGGGGACGGAGAAAGAGAAGGGAAAUUGUGGCGUGGGCAAGUCCUGCCUAUGCAACCGAUAUGUGCGUCCUGAUGCGGACGGCUACUAUUCGGAGCACACCUCGGUGCUGAGCACAAUAGAUUUUGGGGGGCGAGUGGUUAACAAUGACCACUUCCUGUUCUGGGGGGAUGUGUCCCAUCGAGGGGACGAUGGGUUGGACUGUAAAAUCCAAAUCAUCGAACAAACAGAGUUCAUUGAUGACCAGACGUUUCUUCCACAUCGGAGUACGAACCUGCAGCCAUACACCAAACGUGCGGCAGCAACCAAGCUCCAGUCGGCAGAGAAGCUUAUGUACAUCUGCACGGACCAGCUGGGCUUGGAGCAGGACUUUGACCAGAAGCAGAUGCCUGAUGGGAAGUUAAACAUUGAUGGCUUUCUGCUCUGCAUUGAUGUUAGCAAGGGUUGCAAUAGGAAGUUUGAUGACCAAAUGAAGUUUGUCAACAGCCUCUACUCCCAAAUUGUCAAGUCAAAGAAGCCUAUUGUCGUCGCUGCCACAAAAUGUGAUGAGUGUGUGGACCAGCACCUGAGGGACCUGCAGGCCUUUGUUGCCAGCAAGAAGAACCUGCUGCUAAUUGAAACGUCGGCACGCGCCAAUGUCAAUGUGGAGCUCAGCUUCAAUGCCCUCAUCCAGCAGCUGGAUAAAACAAGGGGGAAGCCAAAAACUGUGCCAUACCUGGAGGCCUAUAAAAUCCAACGGCAGCUUGUUGCAUCAGUAACAGAUAGAUUUGAGAAAUUGAUGUUGCACACGCUGAGAGAUUACCACACCACGUGGAAAACGGUGGUUAAUAAUCUGAAGGGCCAAUCAGACUAUGACGAGUUCAUCACCUUGGAGGGCACCAAGAAAGCACGCAACAUGUUCACAAAGCACAUUGCACAACUGAAGCAGGAGCACAUCAAGAGGAGGAGGGAAGAGUACCUGACGACACUACCGAAAACCCUUAACAACCUCCUCAAUAACCUGGAGGAGGUUGAACACCUCUCAUGGCCCGAGGCACAGAGCGUAAUCCGGAACCGGCAUGAUUUCCAGUACUGGUUUGUGGUUCUGGAGCAUACGCCGUGGAAUGAGACGGAUCACAUCGACAACAGUGACCGAAGGAUACCCUUUGACCUUCUCGAUACGCCCGACGGUGAGAGAAUUUACCAUAACCACGUCCAGCACCUGCUGUCUGAGAAGAGAAGGGUGGAGAUGAAAGAGAGGUUCAAGAAGACGCUGGAGAGGGUUCAUUUUAUCAGUGCAGGGCAGCCUUGGGAGGAAGUCAUGUGCUUUGUCAUGGAGGACGAGGCCUAUAAGUACAUCACAGAAUCAGAUAGGAGGGAUGUUUAUUGUAGACACCAGCAGGAAAUAGUUGAAAGGGCCAAAGAGGAUUUUCAGGAAAUGCUUUUUGAGCAUGCUGAGCUCUUCUAUGACUUGGAUCUGAAUGCCACCCCCAGCUGCGAUAAGAUGAGCGAAAUUCACAGUGUGCUCAAUGAAGAGCCCAGAUACAGAGCGCUGCAGAAACUUGCCCCAGAUAGAGAGUCGCUCCUCCUCAAACACAUUGGGUUUGUUUACCAUCCCACUAAGGAGACAUGCCUGAGCGGGCAGAACUGUGUGGAUCUGAAAGUGGAGCAGGUUUUAGCAAACAGGCUGGUGCAGCUCGACCAUGGACGCUCUAAUCUCUACUAUAACAGUGCCAACAUUGAUAAGAUCAACCUCUGCCUCCUGGGAAGGGAGGGUCUCUCACAGGAACUAGCCAAUGAGAUCCGAGCUCAGUCCACAGAUGAUGAGUACACCCUGGACGGUAAAAUUUAUGAACUGGAGCUUCUUCCCGUGGAUGUCAACUCCACGCUGCUCUUCAGCCAUACAUGGGUCAACACUUUCAAACCACACGGCUGCUUUUGUGUGUUCAACUCCAUAGAGUCCCUCAACUGUAUUGGAGAUUGCAUAGGCAGGAUCAGAGCGGAGAUAGCACAGAGUAGGAGAGAUAGGUUUGCUCAGCCACUACCAUUCAUUCUCAUCCUGGCAAAUCAGAGGGACAGUGUUUGCAAAAAUAUACCUAUCCUGAGGCACCAGGGCCAACAGCUAGCAAACAAGUUGCAGUGCACCUUUGUGGACAUCCCCACUGGGGCUUUUCCACGUAAAUUCACAGAGUUCCAAAUUAAGCAGGGUCUCCGAGCAGUGCUGGAGGGGCUAAAGCAUAACUUUGAUGUCUUGGCCCCACUGCCAUCUAUCAAAGACAUGUCAGAGACAGACCUUAGGAUAGUCAUGUGCGCCAUGUGCUGGGAUCCCUUCAGCGUUGACCUCAUCCUCUCACCUUUCCUAGACUCACAUUGCUGUAGCGCGGGGCAGCCAGGCCAGAGUAACACACUUAUACUGGACAAGAUCAUCGGGGACAGCAGGAGGAGGAUCCAGGUCACUGUCCUCUCCUUCCACUCUGCUAUCGGGGUCCGCAAAGAUGAACUGGUGCACGGCUACAUUUUGGUCUACUCUGCCAAGCGCAAGGCUUCAAUGGCAACCCUGCGGGCGUUCUUGGCCGAAGUCCAAGACGUGAUCCCUGUCCAGAUGGUGGCGAUCACAGACAGUCAGGCAGACUUCUUUGAGAAUGAUGCCAUCAAGGAGUUGAUGACGGAGGGCGAGCACAUUGCCACAGAGAUUGCUGCCAAGUUCACAGCACUCUACUCACUGUCACAGUAUCAUCGUCAGACUGAGGUUUUUACACCCUUCUUCAAUGAAGUGCUCGAGAAAAAGCCGAACAUUGAGAGUUCCUUCCUGUUUGACAGCUCGUCACGGGAGUGCACGACUGGUGCCAGUGAAGACGUCUUCCCCACUUCCCCACAUAGCCAUUCCCCAGCCUACAACACCUAUUACCCAGAAUCUGAUGAUGAUAACGAGGCCCCCCCACCUUACAGUCCAAUAGGUGAUGACGUUCAGCUUCUCCCCACACCCAGCGAGCGGGCCAAGUACCGGAUCGACCUAGAAGGCAAUGAGUACCCAGUCCAUAGCACACCUGUUGGAGACCAUGAACGCAACCACAAAGUGCCUCCACCUGUCCGGCCCAAACCAGUGCUCCCCAAGCCCAAUGUUAAAAAGUUGGACCCCAACCUGCUCAAAACCAUCGAGGCAGGCAUGCGAAGCAAUCGUAGAAUGCCACGUGGCCCAAUGAGUCACGCCGAGGACGUGGAGGCGUCGGACAACUAUGCAGACCCUGUGGACACCUUGCUAAGGUCCAGGGGCUUCCACAAUGAUGACAUAUAUGCUGUGCCUGAUGACACACACAGCCGUCUGGUCAAAAUAAGAAACUCCUUUGGCGGACUACAUGGCCUCCAUGGAGGAGAGGAAGAGAAUGGAUUUGACAGGAAGUCUCAGGCUGGACGGCGGCCGUCCAAAUACAAACAUCGCUCUAAAAUCUUGUUCAGCAAGACGAAGGCUUACCAAAGACGAUUCCACUCUGACAGCGACGGGGAGGAGUCUGGCCCCGCCACACAGAAAAAGAAAAAGGGAAGAGCCCACCGGGGCAGCGAGGAGGACCCACUGCUGUCCCCUGCCGACCCCUGGAAGACUGGGAUAGAUAACCCCGCCAUCACCUCCGACCCUGAGCAGGAGGACAAGAAGAUGAAGAAGAAGAAGACGCCCAAGACGCCAAAGGAACCGAAGAAGCCGAAAUCUUCCAAGCCCCCCAAGCCUCUGUACCCCCCCACCCGGAGAACCUGGGAGAGCAACUACUUUGGCGUUCCCCUGCAGAACCUGGUGACCCUGGACAGACCCAUCCCACUCUUCAUCGAAAAAUGUGUCGACUACAUCGAGCGCACAGGUCUGACGACAGAAGGCCUGUAUCGCGUCAGCGGGAACAAGACGGACCAGGACAACAUCCAGAAACAGUUUGAUCAAGAUCACAGCAUCGACUUUGUGGUGAUGGACGUGGCGGUGAACGCUGCUGCCGGAGCGCUGAAGGCUUUCUUUGCCGACCUGCCCGACCCUCUGAUCCCCUACAGUCUGCACCCGGAGCUGGUGGAGGCCGCAAAAAUCGUGGACUACAUGGAGCGUCUGCAGGUCUUGCGGGAGAUUGUGAAGAAGUUUCCUUCUGUCAACUACCAGGUCUUCAAAUACAUCAUCACACACCUCAACAGGGUGAGUCAGCACAGUAAGACCACCCUGAUGACGGCCGACAACCUGUCCAUCUGCUUCUGGCCCACGCUGAUGCGGCCCGACUUCGAGAACAAGGACACGCUGUCCACCACCAAGCUGAACCAGGCCGUCAUCGAGUCCUUCAUCGUGCAGAGUGACUACUUCUUCCACGGUGGCGAGGUGGCCGAGAGCUCCAGCAGCGAGGGCACGCCGCCGCCGCACUGCCACAACAUGGUGGAGGCUCUGCUCCCGCUGCAGCUGCCCCCGCCCCUGCAGCCGCAGCAGAUCCAGCACACCCUGCACCCCGACCCGCUCAUCUAAGAGCCACAGGAGCAUGCUGGGAAAUGAAGCCUGGUGUCGAUUGAGCCCCUCUCGACCAGCAAUCGCCCGGAGGUCGUCUUUCUGCUCUACAAAACGCCGGUCGGCGGUUCAAAUAAAACAUAAAAUAGGUGAAUUUUGAGGAAUCAGCAGCUGCUGUUUGUUAUCGACUUUGAGGUGAAUGAGCUUUGCGUGUUAGAGACACAUCGACCGUUUGUUGGAUUAAAUCUAAUCUGUGAGAUCGGCUCAUCCUGCGAGGUAAAUCCUGGAUUAGAGAAUUACAAUCGAACGUCACCUUUUGGAACUAAUUUUUGGAUCUGACUGCCCCCUUUUUAUGAAACGCAGACUGAAAACAGUCGAUGAAUGAAUGAUUUGAUUUGGCACAUAACACUAAUUGCUUAGCAGGGUCUGACUUCUGGGCCACGUUUGGGGCAAAUAAAGAUUCCCCUCCUCCUACUUCCCCCUGAUGGAAUAGCACACUGCGGUCCUGAGCAAGUCCCUCUGAUUAAAAACCUGACCGCCUUCUUCCGGCUCCGAUCCUGGAGAACAGGGGAAGUUCUCACUUAUCGAGUCCCCACGACUGCAACUCAAAUACGAAAAACACCCGAUAUUGACUGACUGAUUCCAUAUUUGACUGACUGUUUGCAGGAUUUCACAGAGUCUUCCUGCAGAUCUCCACAUUUCGGCACAGGAAAACAUUUAUUCUCCUUCUUCUUUUGUUGCCCUUCGACCCAGAACCCGGUCAGUAGGAGGAGACGAGGGAACGCCAGACAGACGCUGGACACCUCGCAAGAAAUAUAAGAAAUUGUGGAUUAUUUUUGGUUUUGGGGGGAAAAGCUCUGGUUUUAAAUACUAAAAGACUUAAUGAAACAACCCCUACCUACUACAUGAACUUUGACCCCCCCCUUAAAGGACAGCACAUGCACGAUUUGUGUCAAAGGUCCCACAUGCCAAUUUCAUGUCUGUUUGCGUAGUUUAUGUUUUUAUGUUGUUUUUUUUUUUUUUAUUAUGUUUUUGUAUGGUCUGAUUUCUACCCAGUUUGAGUGUUUGGUGUGUGUGUGACGGCGAUGAUGUGUGUGAUCUGUGUGAACUGACCUGCGGUCGGUGCUGCAGCCGGUUCGUUCUGGGAUUCAGGAGGGAAAAAGGAAUUCAAACCGUGGACUGACGGACUCUCUGCGCGAGAGAAUCGGACUUUUACGGACUUCACUGCAAACCUUCAGCCUAACUCGUCUCGUCUCUUUAGAGCCUCUAACUCUCAAUGCAACGACCGACGUCCCUCCACCCGCUGGGACGACCCCCCCCCCACACUCUCGACCCCCUCGACGACGGCACACGAGCGAGGAAACCACUACGUCGCGAUGCAUUCUGGAUCCGUUCAGUUUCGAGGAGGCGUCUUCCGCUUCCUGCUUUGUCAUUUCUGUUUUUUUUUUUUGUUCUGUUGGUUUGUUGGAAACUAAAAUUUGCAUGUCUCUGUUUUGCCACUUAGUGAAAAAAAAAAGAACAUUUAAAGUUUAAAAAAAAUGAAAUGAAUCACUUUGAAACUCUAAUGGAGCUCUCGUUCAGAUCCGCAGCGUCUUAUCUGAAUCUUCUUUUGGUUUAAGGGGAACAUUUCCACAGAAAUACUCUAAAGAGGGGUUUCAUUUUUUGCAUUUUUCUUUCGUGUCAUGCAAGAAAUCAACUCUUAAUAUCAUAUUUUUGGUUAUAUGUCGAAUAGUUUUCCCUAAAUAGAGGAAAGAAGUAUAUAUAAGUAUAUAUAUAUAUAAAUUUAUCAGCAGCAGAGGUUGCUGAGUUAGUGAAAUACCACGGGGUACUGGACUGUAUAAUCUGUCAGAAGCUAUAAUCAUAUUUCUUUGUGGUUCUGAUGGUGUAACUGAAACCCAUCUUUCUUUUCUCUGAUGGUGUGUGUGUGUGUGUGUGUGUGUGUGUGUGUGUGUGUGUGUGUGUGUGUGUGUGUGUGUGUGUGUGUGUGGGAGGGGGUAUGACGACAGAUCGGUAGGUUUUAAUUCCUCUUUGUCUGAAAAACAAAAACAUCCCUGAUCGCUUUCUUCUCCGAUGGCUCUUUGAGGCAGAACAACGGCGCCGAAAACGUGUUCACCUUCGCCCCGCCUCGUUGCUUUCACGCGUUUCCUGAGCGAUAAAUCCCUGACGAUCUCUGGCGGGAGGAUGUUCGUCAUUUAUCGGACCUUAUUCUGAAUAGAAAUAUUCCUUCUGCUGCACGAUAACAUAGGUCCGCAACCUGUUUUCCACGUUGGAACAAAGAUGUUAGUUUGGUUUAUUUCACAGGUCUGUAGUUUUUAUGUCCGAGUGAUUUCUGUUCAGUUUCCUGGAAAGAAUCUGCAGUGGUGGAAUAAAUUACUCAAGUACAAUUUUGAGGUACUUUUACUUUCCAUUUUUUUAUAUUUUAUACUUUUACUCCACUACAUUUCAAAGGGAAAUACUGUACUUUUUACUCCACUACAUUUAUCUUCAUUUAAGUACAUUUUGUUGCCAAUACUUUCAGGUAUUUUAUUAGUAAUGGAGUAUUUUUUUUUUUUACAUUACGGUAUUGCCACUUUUACCUGAGUACAUACUUCCAACACUGGUAAUUUGGCACUAAUUAUAGGGAUAACAGUUCAAUUAGCACACUUAAUCAUUAAUUUGUGUCCUUUUAAUCAGGACACGACUCAACAUGUCUCACAAUUCAUACAGAGAAUAAAGUUUCACCAGUAAAUGAUUAAUGAGUGCAUAUUUAUUUAGUUUAAUUGGAGAUUUUUCCCUUUAAUUAGUACCAAAUAACGCAGUUCUUUUCAAGUAAUGUGCUGAAAUACAGCGACAUAUCUUUACACUGUUUGAUUUUCAGUUAUAGUGUCUAUGAACUGAAGUUACUUUGAAUAAUUUCUGAUAUUUAUACAGGAGGUACUGUUUAGGAACGGUCUCAGCUCGGAGAUCUCGGGCUAAAUGUCGUUUUAAUGGGUGAAUAUUAUUCGGUCCAGAUGUCUGAAAAUGUGCAGCGUUUUAACUGUUUUUUUUUUAAAGACCAUCAGGGAUUUAUCUUUCAGAAGGAAACAGAAAGUGAACUCUGAGAGGCACAAAGUGUUCACGUUGUGCAACUUUAAAGCUUAAAGAAAAGUUUAAAGCUAUUAUUAUGAACUUGCACUUUUUCACUGAUUCUCAGUUUUAAAUCCUGAUGUGAGGUUUUCUUCGGAUCGGAUGGUUUCAGUAAGAAUAUCUGCAGUCUGGUUAUCGUGAUCCAGUAAAGUGUGAUUGCCAAAUUAAAAGCCCUUUUUGAAAGCGUUUAUAAUCGCUGUCAUUAGCGUCCCCUCUGCCCGCUCUGCAGCGCCACUUCGUUCCAUCAACCCUUAAACUCUUGUCAGAUGUAUCCUUCAGGGCAUCGUCGUACCCAGAAUGCACUGCUCUGCUUGUGUGAUGUUUUUGGUGUAGGGGGAAGUGAAAGAGGGGCAGCUCUCCACUGAAACUGUCAGCAGGUUUUUAUUAGUCCUCGCAGGACCAGGACCAGACUGAACCAGAUUCUCCUCUAAACUCGUUCUAUCAGCUCGACGAACUGAAUCAUUCUGGUUAACUUCAGGAUGGUUCUCACCAACGAUGACUCGCGUUCUGUAGAGCGUCUCGAUGAGUGUCAGCGAUGGGGGAUGAAUCCAACAGAGGUUUGUCCCAUUUUAGAUGCGUGUCUUCUGUGUCCUCACUUCAAUUUGUCCAAACCGGAAGAGAAGGUUUCCUGUGCGACUGAUUUCUAUCUGGAAUUUAAACUUUUCUUUUUUCAGAUUCUGCCAUUAUUGUUUAUUUUAUUGAACCGUUUCAUCCCAGAAAACCAAAUUUAUCUUCCCACCUGCGCUAAAACAAUUUGUUUAUAAGCAGAAAAUCUAUACAUUUGGUUCGUUUAAGUGAUUUAUUCAGUAAAUUUUACUGAUCGGCUCACCAGGGAAGAGGUUUAUCUGCUUUUUGGUGUUCUUUUACUAACUCUUAAAAGUAGUUUUUGGGCUGUUGGUAGAGAAAAAAAGGUAUUUAAAGACGUCACCCUCGACUUAAUUUGCUAUAUCCAAAAAAAAGUUUAAAAAAUAAUGAACUUUCACCUGAAGCUGUAGGAUUCUUUCAUUAUUAGGACAUGAGAGGACACUUUAUCCUCUAAAAGGUGGUGAAGGAAUGAAGCCAACGACCCGACAUAGAUUACAUUUUUCAUUUUACUUUGAAAGGUCACACUGCAGGAAAUAAAACGGCCACAAAUCAGAUUCAGCCAACUUUUUAAAGGGCGCCAUGAAGGGGACACGUGUCUGGAACGGGACGUAUCAGACAAAUAGAGACAUAACUUUCCUUUGAGAUGUGAAUGAGAGGGUGAAGGGUGUGUUAAAGGGGAUAAAUAUUCAGAAUGGAACGCAGCCAAAAGCCCUUUUCAAAGGUUUUAUGAUGCUGGACUGAAGAGGAGGAUGAAGGGCGCGGUGGAACGGAGCCUGGUCUACAAGCUCCAGUCUCUUUUGGGGUGGGAGGGUGAGGGGGGGGGGUUCAGCAGCUGCUAGAUAAUAAAAGAUUAAUCUGUUCGUCUGUAGUUUUCCAUCAAUCAAUCAGCUCCUUUAUUUGUUCUCAUUCUGUUGAUAAGAUCUGUUCUCAUCCAGUCACUCCGGUGUACAAACCAACUGACUUCUAACGUCAUCCGCUGUGUAUUAUAGUAAAUAAAAAUGAUUUUCAGAAAUGAAAAACUCUAAAACCAGUUUUUUUUUUCUUUCUGUUUUCUCUCCAUCAUGUUUCCAAAAUAAAGUUUCUUUUUUUUCCAAA